ACAACAAACCCCAAAUCCAUUUCAUUUCAAUUCUUCUACAUUCAAAAUCAGUCCAAAAUUUUCAUAUCGCAUCUCAAAAUUGAACACCAUUUUCUUCACCUACAUAUACAUAUACUUAAAAACUAUCUAUAUCUAUCUACCCACCCAAUCAAUCCAAAUCCCCUUCAAAACCCUUGUCAGACUCUUCAUUCCAAGAUCUCCAAAAUAAGAUCAGCAUUCGGGAGUUCUAAGUAUAGUUGGAGGUAGAUGAUGAUGAUGAUGAUGACAGUCAAGAUAGAACGAUUAUUGAGUUGAUAUAUCAAAAGGGUGGAAUUUUGUGAUUGUUAGUUGGAUAUGAGCAGGUCUCCGUCAUUUUCUGCAAGGACGGAACCCAUUAUAAAUGUUGACCCCGAGUCUGUGCAACGUUGGAUUGUUGCGUUUUGUAUAAUUAGGUUUGAUCUUGAACAAGGUCAGCUUAUUGAAGAGUGUUAUCCACCUGGUUGUCUUACUCCUGAAGAGGAACUUGAUGUUGCGUUUAGUUCAUUUCCUGAUUCGGUUUCCCAACACCAUAACCGAUCGAGUAUACAUGAUUGCAUGUUCUUUUUUAGAAUUCAGAGGAGGGGGAGUUUUACGGGUAAUAACGGUGAAAAGGUACCAAAGAGGCUGAGUUUUGGUGAAAAAGAUCGUGACUUGAAAUAUUUGUAUGGUUUUGUAUUUAAUAGACAAAGGCAUGAUGAGAGACUAAAACGAGGGGGCGAACAGAAAUCAGUGGUGAUUUUGUCACAUAGUCCGUAUUCUAGCUUAUUUAAACCUCUAUUACAAAUCAUGGGUCCUUUGUAUUUUGACAUUGGAAGAAAAGCUCUUGAUUGUGUUGCUUCAUCUAUGUCAUCAUGGCCUGCACCUUUACCUGGUCAACUCAUGGAGCUACCUAUCGGAAAUGCUACACUUAAGGUCAACUUGCCGCCAGUCCAUAGCUUAUCGUUUGAUGGUGAGGUAUCGCUUGAAGAGUCUGCAUCUUCCAUGGCUCCACUUCUUCCAACGAACCAGUCAAUCCCACAUGGUCUUUUUCAUGAUUCAGAUAUUUUCGGGAUUUUUAGAGGGCUUUUAUUGCAGCUUUGGUUGUUAUGGGAAUUGUUGCUUGUUGGAGAGCCUAUUCUAAUUAUAGCACCAACGCCUCCACAGUGUUGUGAAGCUGUUGCUAGUUUGGUUAGUUUAGUUGCUCCACUUUUUGUUAGUGUCGAUUUUAGGCCUUAUUUUACUAUACAUGACCCAUAUUUUGCUCAUUUAAAUUCACUCCAAGAAGGUGAUACCUUCCCUUCAAUCGUUCUAGGUGUCACGAAUCUGUUUUUCCUAAAAUCAUUGCGUAAUAUUCCCCACAUAGUGUCAGUUGGAAGCCCGGCUCUCAAUUCGACCCGCCUCCCCUUUGCUUCUAGGGCUUCAACCGGAAGAAUUCCAGGCCGACCCGAAGGUUUUAGUCUCCCCCAACUAAACUUGAAGAAGUUUUCUCCUUCAAAUUUGUUAAAUGCUGUGAAACUAAAGAGAGAUGGUCCACUUUGUCUCAUGACGGAACAUAAAGAAGCUGUGUGGAGUGGUUACAUAUCGAUAACUAAGCCAGAUACGUCUAUUCUGAAUAGACUUGUUGAUGCAGGGUUGUCACCAAGGGUGGAAGAAUCAAUGUCAGUUGUUAACAAUGAGAUAUUGCGCCGCCAUUUCUUGGAGCUUACUACUAAUUUCUUAGCCCCGUUUGGCCCAUAUUUUAGAGCUAAUACACCUUCUGUCGGGUCAUCUCCAUUUGUUGAUCCUCCUCCUUUGUCUGCUUUUGAUGCCGAUGAAUUCCUUGGAAGUUUAUCAACCAGAGGUCCUGGGAAAUUUCUAUCAAAGAGGAUGAGAUCUAAUUGGCUAGAUCUCUACAGGCGGUUCAUGAAAGGGCACAACUUCAAGCCAUGGUUUCAAAGAAAGCGAGCCGUGGCUGAGCAAGAGCAAUAUAGAUUGUGGAGGCAAGCAAGAAUGAAUGCUGACGUACAAGUAUUUAUCAACAAAUUAUCGGAGUUGGAAAUCGUAGAAACAUUCAAUGCUAUUGAAAGGCAUCUUCUUGUUGAAAUGCAGCAAUGUGAAAACUCUAACAAUCAUUCGGAAGCAACCUGCCAUAAACUCAAAGGAGAUUUGCAGGCAGUCUUCUACGUCCUUCCCAAAGACAUGCAACAUCUCCUACUUAUGAACCCCGAGAGGGCCGCCCUUUUACAAUGACACCUAAAAGGGGAAAUGGAAAAACUUUUCCACUUUGACAUAGAUAUUAAUGUAAACGCCCACUAGAAGACUACUAUCCUCUUAUUAAUAGUGCUGCUAAAUCUGUCUAAAGAUUUACAGCUUGAGCUCGGGUUCAGUCCAUAAUCAUCAUGCUAGACAACUGAAGGUGGAUUCAAUACAGCUUUGAUGACUAAAAAAUCUCUCAAAUGCUCUCUGUUUCCUUUUCGUUAAAUGAAUUGUUCGAGUUUUUCUUCAUGAUCAGGGUGUUGGGGCUUGUGGAAUAUGUAUUAUGCAAAUUGUCUGCCCAGAAUUGAGUUCUCGGGUAUCAUCAGGUAAACAUGUACCAAUUUAGUAACAAUUGAGAUUAAGAUUUAAUGAAUUUAUGUUCUAGAAUUCAUCUUUUCAUGAAGAUUUUCUUUAGACAUCAUUUCAGGUUAACCAAUUGUCCAUAACAUCUUCGUUUUUAA
Messenger RNA from Erigeron canadensis, 2693 nucleotides. Its product is annotated as protein DENND6A. The transcript is spliced from 5 exons. Gene Ontology annotation, cellular component: recycling endosome. The record is from RefSeq and is a predicted model, not a curated record. NCBI's taxonomy places the organism in Eukaryota, Viridiplantae, Streptophyta, Magnoliopsida, Asterales, Asteraceae. Gene Ontology annotation, molecular function: guanyl-nucleotide exchange factor activity. Bases 334 to 2226 code for a protein of 630 amino acids.